Molecule: messenger RNA, 1914 nt
Organism: Sinocyclocheilus rhinocerous
Lineage: Eukaryota; Metazoa; Chordata; Actinopteri; Cypriniformes; Cyprinidae
Product: GTPase IMAP family member 8-like
Exons: 5
Coding region: 29-1801 (590 amino acids)
Molecular function (GO): GTP binding
Source: RefSeq, a predicted model, not a curated record
GGUGGGCAGCAUCGGCUGUGGGAAGACCAUGACAGCGGACACCCUGCUGGGUCAGAGUUCUGCUCCGGGCCCCUCGGCCUCGUCCCGUGUGAGUCAGAUACGACGAGGACUGUCGGCGGGCUGGCGGCUGAGCAUCGUGGAAACCCCUCGCUGGUACUGGCGGGGCAAGGAGGUGGAGGCUGACAUCCAGGAGGAGACCCGGCGGUUCCUCAGCUCCAGCGUUCCCGGGCCCUGCGUCUUCCUCAUCCUCAUUCCCAUCGGGGAGUUCACGGAGAUGGAGCGGCGCAUCCCGGAUCAGCUGGAGCACAUGUUUGGGCCGUCGGUGCUGGGUCACACGCUGGUGCUGCUCACCUGUGGAGAAUACCUGAUGGGCCGCGGUCUGGAGGAGUACCUCGGGAAGGAGGCGGGGCUGCAGGAGGUGGUGAGGAGGUGUCACGGCCGCUGCCACGUGAUCAGUAACCGCAGACCUGACGACAGACAGCAGGUCCUCGCUCUGCUGGAUAAGGUGGAGCAGAUGCUCCAGAGGAACGGAGGAUUUCACCUGGAAACACACGGGAGACACGUCACAGAGCAGGAGAAAACAGAGAUGAAGCUCAGUGCAACCAGAGGCACGGUGUGGAACGGAGGAAAACAAACACAAAUCAAUACGUUUGGAGAAACAGGAAGUGAUGUAAUGACUGAGAGACGCCUGAUCAACGGGCUUCAGUCGCAGCAGCGCGAGUGUGAGGAAACACACUCCCGACACACACCGCUGGAGAGAAGCCCGAGCUUCACACUCAACAAAGAGGGAGCUAUUCUCAGUCAGAUGAUGGAGGUGCCAGAGGUCCAGAACAGCCAGAGCUUCAGCAACAUCAUCCAUCACAGUUUCAACGAGGCUUGGGAUGGCAGUGAAACUCUCUCUGGUGUAUCAUCCUAUUCCUGCUCUGAUCGUCUGGACGACUCUUCUCUGCCUGAGCUGAGGCUGGUUCUGCUGGGUCGGCGUGGUUCUGGGAAGAGUGCGGCUGGGAACAUUAUUCUGGGUCGUGAGGAGUUUCUGACGGAGGACUCUCAGCGGUGUGUGAAGGCCCGAGCGCUCGCGGAGGACACGCGGGUGUCAGUGGUGGAUACGCCGGACUGGUUUCAGUCGGAGAGAUCUCCUGAGGAGGUGAAAGCUCAGAUCUCCUCAUGUGUAGCCCUGUUGGCCCCGGGCCCUCAUGCGUUCCUGCUCUGCGUCCCCGUUGACCGUCCCGCUCGUUCCGAGCUGUCAGCCCUGAGCGCGCUGGAGGGUGCAUUCGGACCGGACGCUGUCCGCCGGCACACGAUCGUCCUCUUCACGCGCUCGGAGCUGCUGCCGGACGCAGCGGAGGUGGAGCAGGUGGAGGCGUACAUCACCUCCCGGCGGCCGGAGAUGCUGGAGCUGGUGCAGAGAUGCGGCGAUCGCUAUCACGUCCUGCAGAGCGGCGGAGCGAAGGAGCUGCUGGAGAAGGUGCAGCAGACGGUGAGGGAGAGCGGAGGAGACUUCUACAGUGCCUCGCUCUUCCAGCAGAACCAGAUCCCGAGAGACAGAGACCGCUCUCUGCACGCUCUGAAGGAGGAAGAGGAGGAAGCUCCGGCUUCGGCUCCGGCUCCGCUCCGCUCCGUGUGGCAGACGACGAGCCGCUGCGCCGGACGCGUGCCGAAGCUGCUGGCCGCCGGGGCUCUGACGGGAGUGGCGCUCGGUGUGUUCCUCGCAGGAGCUGUAGGAGGCGCUGUCGGAGCCGUGCUGGGCUCUGUGCUCACCGAGGUCGGGAGACGGAGACUCAACAAACAGAAAACAGAGUAAGAGACACUGUGAACUGGAAAAUAAUUCCCUCGGUUGUUGUUUCUUGUAUCAUGUCAGUCUGUGCAAACUCAAUAUUACAUGUGACCCUGGAGCACAAAACUAGUCAUAAGGGU